Penicillium pulvis is the source of this 1132-nucleotide messenger RNA. RefSeq lists its product as uncharacterized. Gene Ontology annotation, cellular component: cytoplasm; nucleus. Gene Ontology annotation, molecular function: ATP binding; MAP kinase activity. The coding region runs from base 11 to 1132 and encodes 373 amino acids. The transcript has 9 exons. NCBI's taxonomy places the organism in Eukaryota, Fungi, Ascomycota, Eurotiomycetes, Eurotiales, Aspergillaceae. The record is from RefSeq and is a predicted model, not a curated record. Gene Ontology annotation, biological process: stress-activated MAPK cascade; cellular response to oxidative stress; protein phosphorylation.
CAACACUCAAAUGUCGCCGUCUGUGACUCAAGACCCAACCGUCGGCCAAGAUAUGGCUCGGUUUACCACAAAGACAGUUCUAGGCUCCUCAUUUGAAACAACCGAAAGAUAUAGUCACCUAGAGCCUAUUGGAAUUGGUGUCUCGGGACUUGUAUGCUCCGCCAAAGAUCAGAUUACGAAGCGCACAAUUGCUGUCAAGAAACUUGCCCAGCCCUUCAAAUCUGAGAAUAUUGCGAAGCACAUGUACCGAGAGGUCAGAUUGUUGAAAACGCUCAAACAUGAAAACGUUAUUCAUUUGAAUGACAUUUUUAUUUCGCCCUCGGAAGACAUCUACCUUGUGACAGACCUCAUGUCAACCGAUUUACACACUCUUUUAAGAUCUAAGAAAGUGGAUAAUCAAUUUUCACAGUAUUUCAUGUACCAAAUAAUGCGCGGUCUCAAAUACGUUCAUUCUGCUGGUGUCAUCCAUCGUGAUCUGAAGCCAAGCAAUAUUCUGGUCAACGAAAAUUGCGACCUUAAAAUUUGCGACUUUGGUCUAGCUCGAGUUCAAGAGGCAUCAAUGACCGGCUACGUAUCAACUAGAUACUACCGUGCCCCAGAGAUAAUGCUCACCUGGAAGCGUUACAACGAGAAAGCCGACAUCUGGAGCGCAGCUUGUAUCUUUGCUGAAAUGCUACUUGGAGAGCCUCUCUUCUUGGGCAAGAACCAUAUCGACCAGUUUUGUGUAAUCACCAAGCUUCUCGGGUCUCUCCCCGAUCACGUUAUUUCCCAUAUUACUAGUCCGAACACUAUGAGUUUCGUCCGCUCUUUACCUGAGUACUCUCGCAAGCCCUGGACAACCCUCAUCCCAGGAGCAAACAUGAAAGCCACAAUGCUCUUGGAUAAGAUGCUCCAAUAUGAUCCCGAUGAGAGGAUAUCUGCCGCCGAUGCACUCACUUCCACGUACCUUGCUCCAUAUCAUGAUCCUAACGAUGAGCCGGUAGCGGAAGAGGCGAUUGACUGGUCUUUCCUUGAUGCAAACCUACCGGCCGAUGUUUGGAAGACUAUUAUGUAUGCUGAGGUCUUGGGAUAUCACCAGGAGGGUUCUUCGCCUACGCCUCCACCAGACUAUGAAGGAAUGGACUUGGCAUGA